Messenger RNA from Odocoileus virginianus texanus, 3335 nucleotides. RefSeq names its product peroxisomal biogenesis factor 5 (gene PEX5). Gene Ontology annotation, cellular component: peroxisomal membrane; cytosol. The record is from RefSeq and is a predicted model, not a curated record. Gene Ontology annotation, biological process: protein import into peroxisome matrix, docking. Gene Ontology annotation, molecular function: protein binding. Lineage: Eukaryota; Metazoa; Chordata; Mammalia; Artiodactyla; Cervidae.
UCCACCUUUGAAAUCUACUGCACAGCCAGGAAGCAAGCCUGGCUCAGGGCGCCACCUGCUGAUAACCUUCCCCUCCUGCACCCUCGGCUGGGAUUGAUGCUCUUUUUUUUUUUUUUGUUUCCCUUUUGGCACAAAUUUGUCCUUGCUCAACUGCCCACAGCCCUGAGCACUUCUUGCCCUUCUUCAUGACGUCAGGACACCCUGGGAGUUGAAGGCCGAGAGCCAGCGGUCACCAUGGCAAUGAGGGAGCUGGUGGAGGCGGAAUGUGGGGGUGCCAACCCACUCAUGAAGCUGGCCGGGCACUUCACCCAGGACAAGGCCCUUCGACAGGAGGGCUUGAGGCCCGGCCCCUGGCCUCCAGGAGCCCCAGCCUCGGAGUCGGUCUCUAAGCCUUUGGGGGUAGCCUCUGAAGAUGAGUUGGUGGCUGAGUUCCUCCAGGACCAGAAUGCACCUCUCGUAUCCCGUGCCCCUCAGACCUUCAAGAUGGAUGACCUCCUGGCCGAGAUGCAGGAGAUUGAACAGUCAAACUUCCGCCAGGCACCCCAGAGAGCCCCUGGUGUGGCAGACUUGGCCUUGUCUGAGAACUGGGCCCAGGAGUUUCUCGCAGCUGGAGAUGCUGUGGAUGUCUCUCAGGAGUAUAAUGAGACUGACUGGUCCCAAGAGUUCAUCUCUGAAGUUACAGACCCUUUGUCCGUGUCCCCAGCCCGCUGGGCUGAGGAGUACCUGGAGCAGUCAGAGGAGAAGCUGUGGCUGGGAGAGCCAGAGGGAACGGCUGCUGCUGAUCGCUGGUAUGAUGAAUACCAGCCCGAGGAGGACCUGCAGCACACAGCCAGUGACUUUGUGGCCAAGGUGGAUGACCCCAAGCUGGCUAACUCUGAGUUCCUGAAAUUCGUGCGGCAGAUUGGCGAGGGGCAGGUGUCCCUGGAGUCCGGCGCAGGGUCAGGCCGAGCUCAGGCAGAGAAGUGGGCGGCAGAGUUUAUUCAGCAGCAGGGUACGUCAGAGGCCUGGGUUGACCAGUUCACAAGACCAGUAAACACGUCUGCCCUCGAUAUGGAGUUUGAACGAGCCAAGUCAGCCAUAGAGUCUGAUGUCGAUUUCUGGGACAAGUUGCAGGCAGAGUUGGAGGAGAUGGCAAAGCGUGAUGCUGAGGCCCACCCCUGGCUCUCUGACCAUGACGACCUCACGUCUGCUUCCUAUGACAAGGGAUACCACUUUGAGGAGGAGAACCCCCUGCGGGACCACCCCCAGCCUUUCGAGGAGGGGCUUCGGCGGCUCCAGGAGGGGGACCUGCCCAAUGCCGUGCUGCUCUUUGAGGCGGCCGUGCAGCAGGACCCCAAGCACAUGGAAGCUUGGCAGUAUCUGGGAACCACCCAGGCAGAGAACGAGCAAGAACUUUUAGCCAUCAGUGCGCUGCGGAAGUGCCUGGAGCUAAAGCCAGACAACCGGACGGCCCUGAUGGCACUAGCAGUGAGCUUCACCAAUGAAUCCCUGCAGCGGCAGGCCUGUGAGACCCUGAGAGACUGGCUACGCUACACGCCGGCCUAUGCCCACCUGGUGGCACCCGGGGAGGAGGGGGCCGGUGGGGUGGGCCUGGGCACCAGCAGGCGCAUCCUGGGGUCCCUAUUGUCCGACUCCCUGUUUCUUGAAGUGAAAGAGCUCUUCCUGGCGGCUGUGCGCCUGGACCCAACAUCCAUCGACCCUGAUGUGCAGUGUGGCUUGGGGGUCCUCUUCAACCUGAGCGGGGAGUAUGACAAGGCGGUGGACUGCUUCACCGCUGCACUUAGCGUCCGCCCUGAUGACUAUUUGCUGUGGAAUAAGCUAGGGGCCACCCUGGCCAAUGGAAACCAGAGUGAAGAAGCAGUAGCUGCAUACCGCCGGGCCCUUGAACUCCAGCCUGGCUAUAUCCGGUCCCGCUACAACCUGGGCAUCAGCUGUAUCAACCUUGGGGCCCACCGGGAGGCUGUGGAGCACUUUCUGGAGGCCCUGAACAUGCAGAGGAAGAGUCGGGGCCCUCGGGGUGAAGGGGGCGCCAUGUCAGAGAAUAUCUGGAGCACCCUGCGUUUGGCCUUGUCCAUGUUAGGCCAGAGCGAUGCCUACGGGGCAGCUGAUGCCCGGGACCUGCCCACCCUCCUGGCGAUGUUCGGCCUGCCCCAGUGACAGUGGGACGGGCUGCCCUGCGAGUGUCUGCUUGGAGGGGUCCCUGCUCUGGACAUGAUUCCCUCUCCCCAAAUGGGCCUACCAAGGGGGCGGGCUGAUGACCACAAGUGGUACCGCCUCUCAGGGGCCACCUCUGCGUAGGGUGGGUAGUCUGCAUUCUAGUUCCUGCAUAAUUGUAGGAAAAGGAGCUGUGUCAUUGGAGCCCUUGGUAAUUCAAGGGCUGUCUGUCCAGCUCCCUAUCUCUGCUCAUCAUGCCCUUUCUUGGUGCUGCUUUUUGGUUAGGACCCAAAGAUAGAGGGUAACUGUUGUCAUCAGCUACCGUUUCUGAAGGGUAUGCCACAUUUGUAACAUCUGUCCUCCCCCGACCUUUCCCAGGAAUUGAUAAUCACGCAGCCUCUUCAGGCAGUGGUGUGGGUCCUACCGAGCACCUCUGUGAUGACCGUGUCUAGGGUGGCAUGUGAGAUUGAAGUGUUGAUCUGGCUCAGCGGAGCCGGGGUUUUAGGGGUGCUUGUGGUUCUGUCGUCCUUGGAUCUCCCCUGGCUGCAGCUUGGGUUUCCUGGUUGCUGCUGCACACAGUGAUGGGCAUCAUUGUGGGAGGGGUCUUCAGGGGCUGCCGGGGUCAGUUGCUGCAGAGUGUUUGGGUGGGGGGAGUAGGGAGGAAGGCUUGUUGUAGACUGAGCCUCAAAGGGACCAGAUGGGCUCAGGUCCAGGGCUCUGGUCUGGGGCCUGGGGAGGGAGGACAGAGUAGGUGGGAUGAGGACUGUCCUGAUUGUGGCCAUCCCCCUCCACUUAGAAUGACCUGCGAGUCAGAAUUGAGCCAGCUCUUCUGGAAAGCCAGUUCAGAAAUUGCCACCUUGCCAGAUCCCCAACAAAGAGGGGGUUCAGCUUUACCUUGAGCCUCUGCCUGCCUUCUUCCCCUGUACCACCUCCCCAGGGGGAAGGUGAGCAUGGAUUCUGCCAGGAGACACACUCACCCCAGAAAUGCCUGAGGUGGCCACGAAGCCGCUUGCCUUGUCUUCAGUAGCUAAUGACCAGAGAGAUUUUUUUUUUUAAAGUACCAUGGUCCCAAGGUUCCAUCCUGAAAUUUAUUUUUCUUUGUAUGAAUAUGUGUAAAUGAUUUAAAAAAUAAAGCUGUAAAAUAUUUGUAUGAAGAAUAAAUGAAACUGACAUAGCUUUGA